Molecule: messenger RNA, 931 nt
Organism: Falco peregrinus (peregrine falcon)
Lineage: Eukaryota; Metazoa; Chordata; Aves; Falconiformes; Falconidae
Product: histone H1.10
Exons: 1
Coding region: 33-698 (221 amino acids)
Biological process (GO): nucleosome assembly
Cellular component (GO): nucleosome
Molecular function (GO): structural constituent of chromatin; DNA binding
Source: RefSeq, a predicted model, not a curated record
UUUCUUUUGAUUAGGAAGAAGUCUCUGCAGCGAUGUCGGAGACCGCUCCCGCCGCCGCGCCCGCUGUCGCGGCCCCCGCCGCCAAGGCCGCCGCCAAGAAGCCGAAGAAGGCGGCGGGCGGCUCCAAGGCCCGCAAGCCCGCGGGCCCCAGCGUCACCGAGCUGAUCACCAAGGCCGUGUCCGCCUCCAAGGAGCGCAAGGGGCUCUCCCUCGCCGCGCUCAAGAAGGCGCUGGCCGCCGGCGGCUACGAUGUGGAGAAGAACAACAGCCGCAUCAAGCUGGGGCUCAAGAGCCUCGUCAACAAGGGCACCCUGGUGCAGACCAAGGGCACCGGCGCCUCCGGCUCUUUCCGCCUCAGCAAGAAGCCUGGCGAAGUGAAGGAAAAAGCCCCCAAGAAGCGGGCAGCCGCGGCCAAGCCCAGGAAGCCGGCUGCCAAGAAGCCCGCCAGCGCCGCUAAGAAGCCCAAGAAGGCAGCGGCGGCGAAGAAGAGCCCCAGGAAAGCCAAGAAGCCGGCAGCUGCCGCGGCCAAGAAAGCGGCCAAGAGCCCUAAGAAGGCGACUAAGGCUGCUAAGCCGAAAAAGGCGGCGGCAGCCGCGAAGAGCCCGGCCAAAGCGAAGGCGGUGAAGCCCAAAGCAGCCAAGCCCAAGGCGGCCAAGCCGAAAGCGGCCAAGCCAAAGAAGGCGGCGUCCAAGAAGUGAAGUUUUCAAGUGGAAAUACUUAAACCCAACGGCUCUUUUAAGAGCCACCCACUAUUGUCCCAGAAAGGGCUGAUACACUCCGCCGCGGAGCUCCGUGCUUGCCGCAGGGCUAACCCCACGCCAUGUCUGUGUGGGACGUUCGGGACGUUCGUCUGUGGAGUGAAUGGGACGCUAAACUUCGGCGGUGUUUACGCUAAGACUUGGAAAAAUAAAGUUUACGUUCCCUGCUAAAA